Molecule: messenger RNA, 2479 nt
Organism: Cheilinus undulatus (humphead wrasse)
Lineage: Eukaryota; Metazoa; Chordata; Actinopteri; Labriformes; Labridae
Gene: lyn
Product: LYN proto-oncogene, Src family tyrosine kinase
Exons: 13
Coding region: 181-1698 (505 amino acids)
Biological process (GO): cell surface receptor protein tyrosine kinase signaling pathway; cell differentiation; protein phosphorylation
Cellular component (GO): extrinsic component of cytoplasmic side of plasma membrane
Molecular function (GO): ATP binding; non-membrane spanning protein tyrosine kinase activity; signaling receptor binding
Source: RefSeq, a predicted model, not a curated record
CCUCUUUCUGGCUGGCAGAGUGUGACAGUCCAUUGUCGACCGUCUGACCUACUUGUCAGGAAGAGCACCGGCAGACAUCUCGUCUGUCAUCAAUCUGAUUAGAAAAGAAGAAGAAAUCUGAGGAGUACAACAGUGGAUGAACUGUUUCUUUAACCGGGGACACAAACCGAGAGAGGCAGGAUGGGCUGUGUGAAGUCCACAGUGAGCGGCUUGGAGAGGAAGAGCAGCGAUCCGACUGUACGUACUGAGCAAACGCACUAUGUCAGAGACCCCACCUCCAUUACAAAAAACAACAUAAAUAACUCCCUAUUACCUGGGCAGGUGUUCCAAAAGAUGGAAGAGCAAAGAGUGGGUAAAAUUAUGGUCGGCCUUUACCCAUAUGAAGCUGUACAUCCGGACGACUUAGGAUUCAAAAAGGGAGAGAUGAUGAAAGUCUUGGAGGAACAUGGGGAGUGGUGGAAGGCAAAGUCACUGACAACCAACAAAGAAGGAUUCAUCCCAUCCAAUUAUGUUGCCCAAGUGAACACAAUGGAGACAGAGGCGUGGUUUUUCAAGGACAUCACCAGAAAAGCCGCCGAGAGAGAGCUAUUGGCACCAGCAAACAAACCAGGCUCUUAUCUUAUCAGAGAGAGUGAAACAUCUAAAGGUAGCUACUCAUUGUCCAUUAGAGACAUGGACGCCAAUGGGACAGAAUCAGUCAAACACUAUAAGAUCAGGACGUUGGAUAAUGGCGGGUACUACAUCUCUCCUAAAGUGUCCUUCAAUGACAUCGGUGCUAUGAUCAAACACUAUCAAAAUAAAGCAGAUGGCCUGUGUCGUAAACUGGAUCGUCCGUGUUUUAAGCCCAAAGUUCAGAAGCCUUGGGAUAAAGAUGCAUGGGAGAUUUCCAAAGAGUCUAUCACCAUGGUGAAGAAACUCGGAGCUGGGCAGUUUGGAGAGGUCUGGAUGGCUUUCUACAAAAACUCCACCAAAGUGGCCGUGAAGACCCUGAAGCCAGGCACCAUGACAGUGGAAGCCUUCAUGGAGGAAGCUAACGUCAUGAAGACGCUGCAGCACGACAGGCUGGUGCGACUCUACGCUGUGGUCACCAAAACACCGCCCAUCUAUAUCAUCACUGAAUUCAUGGCCAAUGGAAGCCUCUUGGACUUCUUAAAGAGUGAAGCAGGAUGUAAACUGCAGCUCCCAAAGCUCAUCGACUUCUCAGCACAGAUAGCAGAGGGCAUGGCGUACAUAGAGAAGAAGAACUACAUCCACAGAGACCUGAGAGCUGCCAACGUCCUGGUCUCAGAGAGUCUGCUCUGUAAAAUAGCUGAUUUUGGACUGGCCCGAGUCAUCGAGGAUGACGAAUACUCAGCCAGAGAAGGAGCCAAAUUCCCCAUCAAGUGGACCGCUCCUGAAGCCAUAAACUAUGGAUCCUUCACCAUCAAGUCGGACAUGUGGUCCUUUGGAGUUCUGCUCUAUGAGAUCAUAACAUACGGGAAAAUCCCUUAUCCAGGUAUGACCAAAGGAGAGGUGAUGUCCUCCUUGCAGCGCGGCUACAGGAUGCCUCAGCCAGACGGCUGCCCUGCAGAGCUCUAUGAGAUCAUGAUGUCGUGCUGGAGGGCCAAACCUGAAGACAGACCCACGUUUGAUUACUUGCAGAGUGUCCUGGAGGAUUUCUACACCGCCACGGAGGGACAAUACCAGCAACAACCUUAGAGAGAAACAUCAGAUGGUUCAUUUCCACAUUAUGUCAGGAGAUAAAGAAGAUUUGUUGUAUUUUUUGUAAUUUUGUGUAUAUUCCACAUUAAUCUAAUAACUGGAUCCUGAGUGUGAUGCUUGUUUCCCCCUUUCUUUUAUCUUGUUUUCCCUUUUUUUGUGGCCUCAGUUUUAAUUUAUUUCAAACUAACGCAUCUCAAUCAUGAUACUUUGUCAUGUUUUUAAUGUUUUUGUCACUAUUUUUAGAUAACGUUUAUUUCCUGAAGUAGACUUGUAAGAGUCAAAAACUUCAGUUUCUUAUCCAUGUUUAACUGAAGUACUUUAUAUCUUAACUAUAUUGUUUUACACAAUCGUAGUCGGAAAGUCCUUUGAACUAUUAUGCAUUUCAAACAGAAGAAACAUGCAGAAUAACCAUAAGCCAAAUUAUUUCGUAACAUUUCUAUACCAAGGAAUAAAAGUGCUCUUUUAAACUGAGUAUAUUAGAUUCCACCCGAGCUUUCUGCUUACUGUCUGUUUCAUUGACCACUGGAGUCAAUCAUCUUCAUAUUCACUUCAUAUUGAAGUGUUGUAGAUUUUAUUUGUUUAUUUGUUCAUCACUUUUGAUAUUGUUAAACUGAAAAUCUGAAUCUCCACUGUGUACUUGCAUGACCCUUUGUAUACUUGUGUUAACAUAACAUGAAAACAAUGAUUUCUUUAACAUUUGAUGAGCAUUUCAGAUGUAUACUUGUUGCUUAUUGCAAUAAGACUGUGAACAACUUAUAAUAAAUAAAAAUAUAUGUAA